AGAAAAACUUCUCAGAAAACCAAAAAUAAUAUUCAUUUUCUCAUUCAGCAUUUAAAAUUUUGACUUUGUGAUCAAGGCGUCAUUAACCUAAGUUUUAGGUUAGGAUUUUGUGGUUAUUUUGGUAUUUGGUUUCAACAAUAAUCACAGUUGGUUAUUGACAAAUAUUUCAUUCUAAAUUAAUUGUGUUUCAUGGUUUUCUAUAUCUUAUUUUACCUCUGAACAUUUGCUUGAGAUUGAUAACUUAUUCAGAAUGGAAGAAUUUUGCAGGAAAUCCAUUUUAGAAAGUAUUGACUUGGCAACUGAUUAUUCUGUAAAACUUGGAGAUCUCAUUCUUUCAAUCACUGAAGCUAAAAAACAGAUUCAGGAUACAUCACAUCUAAGCUCGUCAGAAAUAGAUAAAGUGUUCGAUGCCCUGAGCAGUUGCUUGCUAAUGGCUCUUGAAAAGCGUCGUGCUGCUCUCAAGGGAAAAGUUGAAAGAAUAGAAGAACAAAGUUUGAAACCAUUGAAUGAAUGUCAAAAAGUAGUUCAACAAAAACUUGAGAUGACAAAAAAGUACAUUGUGGAAGGAAGAGAUAUACUGGAUCAGUUGCAGAAUAAAAAAGUACCGGUUGAUGUGAAGACCAAUUCUAACUAUGUUGAUAAGGCUUCUUUGAUGGGAGGUUUACCGGCUGUUCCUGGUUUGAAUGAAGUACCCGCCCUCACGUUCCAAUGUGAUUUGGAUGCUAUUAAAGAAACCCUGCUGCAAGAAAUAGAUGAUAUCGGAUCAGUGUCUCCAAUGGGGCCAGUGCAACUCACUUUUGUUGAAGAAAAGCCUGGAGGUCUUCUUGUGCACUGGGAGGAGGUGGAGCUGGACCGGCCGAUCGACGUGCAAAGCUUUCGCCUGCAAGUGGCCUCAGGCAGCUUCCCGGACGCCAACCAGAACCACACUUUGGCCCAGUACCGCGACGCGUACGAGGGCCAGGACAGUAGCCACCUGAUCCGCGACCUCUGCCCUGGCCAGGCCUACACUCUGCGAGUCUGCUGCAUGGACGCUGGCUCCCGCUCGUGGAGUGCGUGGAGUGUGCCGCGUGUUGCUGUCACGCAUGCGCCGCCCUAUGUGUGGCGUGACUGUCGGCCUCACUACGCCACCAGUGUGGGCAACAAAAUUGCCUGCAAACUCACCGCUGACAAAGUGGUCCUCUUGUCCAGUGAUAUGCUCGUUGGCGCCAACCAUUCUAUACAGUUUCAGGUGCUUGAAUUUGGCGAAACUUCUGAUUGGACGGACGGCUUAGGACUUGCCAAAGACGUGAUUAGCACAGAUUUGAACCAAUCUGGAGUUCUAUUCAUCAAUGCUAAAGGACACGUAUUUCUCGACAAGAAAGAAAAGACAACGCGCCUGCCUCCGCUGACCAAAGGCUGUCGAGUGUCGUUCACUUGUGAAUACUUUCGACAGCAGAAGAAAAUGCGAGUCAACAUAGAUAGCAUGGACAAAGCCGUCACUUAUGAUUGGAUACUUCCCGCACCGAGCUUCUAUUUCGUCAUGUGCUUCCGCAGUCCGGGAUGGAAGAUAUUAGUGGAGUAAUCCUACUGUGAUAUUUUAUCGUGUAAUUUCUUUGUGGACCAAGUUUUCUAAAACUUGAAAUAAUUUUAUUGAAUUUUCGAACGGUUGAGGUGUUAACUCAAAUUUCUAUAAUUGAUGAAUACAUUAUAUUGAGUAGUUGGAACAUACAAACGAACAGUUUAUAGAAACAGAGAAACGCUUCGUAGAAGAGUGCUCCACUAGGACUAAAUAGACUAUAUUUACUCUUGGUUAGAUUAACCCAGUUGACCUAUGGUUUGUUCAACGAGUGUUUGGAAUGAAGCUCAUCCUUCUUUUCACUUUUUCUUUAUCUACAAUCAGCUCUUUCACUAAAACGUUGUUUCUUAUCCUAAUAUCCAACUCACAAAUGUAUAUACAAACAAAUACAUACAUUACAUACAUUUGUAUAUGUACAUACAUUUUGCACUACUGAAAUGAGUUGCAUUGAUCGGAAAUACCUGACUGUGAUCUAAAACGUCAAGAUAUUUGUUGAUCUUUCUCUCUGUCUACCUGUCUCUGUCCUGUUAUUGUGAAAGUGCUUCACACCAAACUAUCCAUGGACAAAUAGUUCAUAGAAUCCAAUCUACAGCUAGUACUUGAAUUCUUGAGAAUUUUAUUGGACUAAUAAAAUGCCGGAAAAGCUUCAUCGUGUAUCUAUUAUUAUAGAUAGACCUAAUCCUGAGUAACACAAAGUGUAGUUUGUGUUAUCUUAGUUGGAUAGUUGGACUUAGAUCCAUGAUUAGGAAUUUCUGUUUUCUUACAGAUGAAAAAUAUUAGUACGAUAUAAUCGUACAAUAAUUGACCAAUCCUUGAUUACGGUAUAAGAUUUGUUUCACUUGUAUGCACGAUCUUAGAUUUUGUCUCCAAUCUUCAAGAAAAAUCUGUUCUAUCUUAAUCAGGGAACUUAUAGCUUUCAUAAAUGUAUGUGUGUUCUAAAAUCUUUUAAUAAGUGACGAAAUGAUUAAUAUCUAUAAUUCAUUAUUUUAGAAAACGUCGUGAUCCAUCCACUCUCUCUUAUUGAGUAAGGUUUGGAAUAAUCAUUUUCAUUUCUUCACUUUUCCAUUCAUCAGGUGAAGACUCCGUUUUCUUAUGCUCCAGACUAUUCUAUUCUCCAUAGUAUGAAUGAAACCUCUUGUUUGGAUGGUUGAAUUAUUUUUACAUGAGAAGAGUAGGUUAGAUUUUUAUUGAAAAGUUAGGAAGUUUGUGUAAAAUUAUUUUUUUUGUUGAAUUAUUAAUUUAAUAACUCAUUACCAUCAUGAUAGUAAUGAAUAAAUUUACUUAUUGUUAGUAGCUUCAAUUUGUGUGAAAAAGUAUUAUUAUGUUGUCUGUUCACUAUCAGGAAUUUUUAUUCCUAUCCAAACGUUUACUUUCUUGUUUAUUAUUCAUGUCUCAUUAUUAAUGUAAUGUUUUGUUAAUUUUAUGUUUGACUGACAAUAAGUUGCAUUAGUAAUUUUUACCCACGGAUAGUGUCUUUAUAAUAACUUGUGUUCAAAUAAUAUUUACAAUAAUAAUCCCGUUAUUUUAGAGAAACGAGUGUUGACACACUCAAAAAUUAAUAUUUGUUUUGUUAGUUGUAGUUUUCUAGAUAUUUUGUUAUCUACUGCUAAGACUAUGUUAUUCAUUCAUAUUAUGUAGCCUUGGUAGAAACUUUAUUCUCUGCCAAGUUUUAUAUUAAUCGUCCUAUUCUUUCAAUAGAUUUACCUAAUCGUCCAUAUUAAUAUUUUUUCAUUAGCAAUAAAAAUUGCAUCAUUAUAACAUUUUUUCCAUGUUUAUAUCAGACGUUUAUUAGCUGCAUCACUUUCAUCCAAUAAAAAAGCUGUUAUAUUAUUAUUAAUUGAUAGUUGAAAUACUAUUCCAUUCCCAUCUAUAUAAUAGAUCUCAUUUAUUAUCAUUCGUUGUAUUCUAGGAAUUUUAAUAUUAAUUUCUAUAUAUUUAUGUACAUGUAUAACCUGUUCUGAUAAAAUAUGUGUUUCGAGAUAAAAUAUUAUUGUUUCCAGCAUGAAAGUUUUUCAAAUGGACACAAAUUCAAUCAAUUCUACUUCAAAACAAUAAUAUAUAUUUUUUUUGAUAAUUGUUAAAGUCGAUAGAAUUAACACUGUGUGUUGAAUUGAACAUGUUCUAUUCUAUAUUUCAGUUUUAAUAAUUUGAGUUUUAUAUACUUAUUGUAUUUAGUAUGUUCUUAAUCGUUUCUGUGUGUUUUGAGUAUUACGUUUUAACAAUUAUCUGUUGAAAAUUGUUCUCUUGAUGUGAUGAUAAUGUUUUGUGACACUUUAUAAAUAGUAUACUAUUUUGUUUUCUGUAAGAUUCAUGCACAAUUAUUAUACAUUUUUGAAACUUUGUAUUCUUAUAUAAUUAGCUGAGUUUGAAAUGCAUUCCCAGUUAUGUUUUCAAAAACAUGGGAAUAAUUUAUUACUAAUAUGCAUUUAAUGUUUAAAAGUAAUAGGUGCCUUAGAAUAGACACUUUGUGUGUCUGAAAAUUGGAUUGUCUUAUUUUUUAACGCUGGCGUGCUUUUAAAUCUAUUAGCUGAAAGCUGAUGAAAUCUAAUUUUAUAACGCUUCAAGAUUGUUACAAGAUGUUUUUAGCAAGAAUCACUUUUGUAAUAAGCUAGUGUUUCCUCAAUCUGUUUAAUCGUUCAGUGAAUAAAUUUUUGAAUUUUCCAGUAUUAUUUUUGUCUUCUAUU
Molecule: messenger RNA, 4239 nt
Organism: Nilaparvata lugens (brown planthopper)
Lineage: Eukaryota; Metazoa; Arthropoda; Insecta; Hemiptera; Delphacidae
Product: cytokine receptor-like factor 3
Exons: 6
Coding region: 251-1561 (436 amino acids)
Molecular function (GO): protein binding
Source: RefSeq, a predicted model, not a curated record